AUGGAUGAGAAAGUACUGAUUAUUUUCUUAGUCUUCGGUGCCGCUAACUGUCACGAUUACUAUGGCGAUCGUCAGGGUGGGUCACUCUUUUCAGCCCUACCACACAUGCUCAACGACAUGUUUAAUGCUCAUCGGAAUAUCUUACUAGGGAAUAAUUACAACCGACAGCCAUCAGCGCAAUUACCCAUACAAAAUCGAUACGGAAAUGGCCAAAAUUCUGGAUACCAAAACAGGAACGGAUACCAAAAUCAAGCACAGGGUGGGCAAAAUUUCGACGAUUCCAAUCAAUCACAAGACAGUUUAGAAUCGCGUCUGCAAGGAAAUUUUGCAGGUAAACCAGAAGUUGUUGGAAAUAUUGCACCGUCGCCACCAACUACUAUAAACGCACAAAUGUCAAGUCUCCAUUUAAACACUGUCGCACCUUACGUCGUUAAUUCGACCAGUUUACCAGACACAGAAAAGAUACAAAACUCAGAUGAUAAAAAUAUGCACAGUUUGACCAAUAAUACUCACACAUCCCCCGUAAAGCAAAACAAACCGUUUAUCUCUGUUAGUAAACAAAAUAGUGGGCCCGAAGUGGCUGAAACAAACGUAAAUAAAGACCCACUGUUAGCUAAAGAAAAUGAGCCCGUAAAGGUCAAUCAACCUAGAGACCCUAACGAAAUCGUUUUUCCAGAUCAUGAGGACGAGGUUAAGCGACAGGCUCAAAGGCACCACAAGAACAAUAAAUCUCAAUUCCCAAACAAGUUCAACGACACACCACAGAUAUUAUACGCGGUCAAUAUAGCUCCUGACACUAUCCAAUGGAAUAACAAACCAAACGCCCCUCUAACGAAUUCCGUAAAUGCCCCAAACCCACCGCAGACGAGUCCUACUUCAUAUGCUACUUUACAAAUUCCCAACCAAAUCUCCCUAACGAAUAAAAUGGCCGAAGCCGACCCCUUUGGAAAUAACAUCGUCUUACCGAAUCCAAGCGGCGGUUCUACUCUAUACAGUAUCGUGAACCUUCCUAACACCAUAGCCAAUGCUAACAUCCCGAGUCAAAUGUACCAAACGAGUAGUGUAAUCGCCAAUCCAUCCAACUAUCAGCAGCAAACCUCGAUCCCGACAGCUAACAGUGGAAUAAUAAAUGGUAUGCCGUAUUAUGUUGUAUCUUUGCCGAGUCAGCCCAAGCAAAAUUUACAAACCGUGCCUUAUACAAACGCGCCGGUCACAUAUACGGUAGGGUAUGUUUCUAGUAAUGGUCAAACUGUGUUAGUGCCGAGUCCGACAGUGGUUUAUCAGAUCGUGCCUGUGACGAGUCAAAAUGUGCCUGGAAGUUUAGUGCCCGCGACGAAUGUGCAAGGGAGUGCGAGCCAGCCUGUGUUAAGUGGUCAAAGGUCUCAAUCCUAUGUGCCAGUUUCAACCGGACAAUCGACUACUGGAGACCAGGUGCAUUAUGUGCCCGUAUCGACAGUUCAGGAUACGUCGAAUUCCCCAACCAAUUACGUGCCUCUAUCAAAUGGCAACACAAAUCCAGUCCAAUAUGUGCCGGUGUCAACUGGCCAAGGCAGUACAGUGAACUCUCAAAACUAUGUGCCUCUAACGAGCGAUCAAGGUAAUGUACAAACAUUGGCAGCGCCGUCCGACACUGUCUAUCUACCACCUGAUACACAGAGCGUGACGUUACUGAGCUUCAAGGAUAAAGCAGAAGAAAAGCAAAAGAAGAAGAAGAAGAAACCUUAA
Leptosia nina is the source of this 1725-nucleotide messenger RNA. The record is from the annotation of a GenBank genome assembly. NCBI's taxonomy places the organism in Eukaryota, Metazoa, Arthropoda, Insecta, Lepidoptera, Pieridae.